This is a messenger RNA of Manihot esculenta (cassava), 2242 nucleotides long. Its product is annotated as rhamnogalacturonate lyase B. Gene Ontology annotation, molecular function: carbohydrate binding; catalytic activity. The record is from RefSeq and is a predicted model, not a curated record. Gene Ontology annotation, biological process: carbohydrate metabolic process. Bases 287 to 2203 code for a protein of 638 amino acids. NCBI's taxonomy places the organism in Eukaryota, Viridiplantae, Streptophyta, Magnoliopsida, Malpighiales, Euphorbiaceae. The transcript is spliced from 14 exons.
GCUAUAUUGCCAUUCUUUUACGCUUUCAUCCAGCCCACCAAACUGUAGUAGUGGCGAGUGGCGACGAAGUAAAGAGAUUACAAAGAGAAUAAUAGAGCAAACAAUGCUUUAUCUCCAGUUUAAGGAAGCUAUAGCCUAAAGCCCAAACACGUCCUUUGCAGGAGAAACACAUAUACAUAUAUAUUUUUUCACAUUCUCUUCAAAUUUCUUUCUCAACGUGAUAUUAAGAUUUGAUCAAUUGCUUACAAAUUACAAAAUACUACAGUAAGAAGGGCAUCAUAUCAUCAUGCCACCUCGAGGGGUGCAGCUCAUUAUUCAAGAUCGUCAUGUGAUGAUUGAUAAUGGAAUACUGCAAGUCACUCUUUCGAAUCCAGAAGGAAUCGUCACUGGCAUACGUUAUAAUGGAAUCGACAAUUUGCUUGAAGUUCUUAAUGAAGAAUCUAAUAGAGGGUAUUGGGACCUCGUUUGGAGCACACAAGGAACUACGGGAACGACUGGGAUUUUUGAUGUGAUUAAAGGAACAAGUUUAAAGGUGAUAGUAGAAAGUGAAGAACAAGUGGAGCUCUCAUUCACUCGAUCAUGGGAUCCCUCUCUGGAGGGCAAGCUCGUUCCUUUGAACAUAGACAAAAGGUUUGUAAUGCUUCGUGGCUCCUCAGGCUUCUACUCGUACUCCAUCUAUGAGCACUUACAAGAAUGGCCUGGUUUCAAUCUUGGCGAGACCAGAAUUGCUUUCAAGCUUAGAAAAGACAAGUUUCAUUACAUGGCCGUAGCAGACAACAGACAAAGGUACAUGCCCUUACCCGAUGAUCGUUUGCCGCCGAGAGGGCAAGCUCUGGCCUAUCCUGAGGCAGUGUUACUUGUGAAUCCUGUUGAGCCUGACUUAAAAGGAGAGGUUGAUGACAAGUACCAAUAUUCAUCCGAAAACAAAGACAAUCGUGUGCAUGGCUGGAUUUGCAUGGACCCACCUGUGGGGUUCUGGCAAAUCACACCUAGCAACGAGUUUAGAUCUGGUGGACCCCUCAAGCAGAACUUGACCUCCCAUGUUGGUCCCACCACCCUCGCAAUGUUUCUCAGUGCUCAUUAUUCCGGCGAAGAUUUGGUUCCAAAAUUUCAAGCUGGUGAAGCCUGGAAGAAAGUGUUUGGUCCCGUUUUCAUGUAUGUUAAUUCUGCCAUGCUUGGAGAUGAUCCGCUUUCACUUUGGGAGGAUGCUAAAGAGCAGAUGGAGAUUGAAGUCCAAAGUUGGCCCUAUUGUUUCCCAGCCUCUGAAGAUUUCCAAAAGUCAGAUCAACGAGGCAAUGUUAGUGGCAGACUGCUAGUGAAAGAUAGGUUUCUUAGUGAUGACUACAUAUCAGCAAAUGGGGCUUACGUUGGAUUGGGUCCACCAGGUGAUGUUGGCUCGUGGCAAAGGGAAUGCAAGGACUACCAAUUCUGGAGUAAAGCAGAUGAGAAUGGGUAUUUUUCAAUUAAUGACAUACGAACUGGCGACUACAAUCUUUACGCCUGGGUUCCUGAUUUUAUCGGUGAUUAUCGAUAUGAAGUUGUUAUUACCAUAACUACUGGUUGCGAUAUUGACAUGGGUGAUUUGGUGUUUGAGCCUCCAAGAGAUGGCCCCACAUUGUGGGAAAUAGGAAUUCCUGAUCGUUCUGCUGCAGAGUUCUAUGUUCCUGAUCCAAAUCCUUCGUACAUCAAUAAACUCUAUGUUAAUCAUCCUGACAGGUUUAGGCAAUAUGGAUUGUGGGAGAGAUAUGCUGAAUUAUAUCCCAAUGGAGAUCUAGUUUACACCAUUGGUUCUAGCGAUUUUACUAAAGAUUGGUUCUUUGCCCAAGUUACCAGGAAGAAAGAUGACAAUACAUACCAGAGAACGACAUGGCAAAUCAAGUUCAAACUUGAUAGUGCUGAUCAAAACGGCAUUUACAAACUGCGAAUCGCACUUGCAUCGGCAACAGUUUCUGAAUUACAGGUUCGGAUCAACGACCCAAAAGCGAAUCCAAUAUUCUCGAGCGGACUGAUAGGGAAGGAUAAUUCAAUAGCGAGACAUGGAAUUCAUGGGCUCUACUGGCUGUACAACGUUGAUGUCGGAGGCACUCUGCUUGUUCAAGGAGAUAAUACUUUGUUUCUCACGCAGCCACGAAGCGCCAGCCCUUUCCAGGCCAUUUUGUAUGAUUAUCUUCGUUUUGAAGCACCUUCAUCUUCUUCUCCUUAACUCCUUUUAUAUAUAUAUAUAUAUAUAUAUAUAUAUAUA